Lampris incognitus (smalleye Pacific opah) is the source of this 3750-nucleotide messenger RNA. RefSeq names its product leucine-rich repeats and immunoglobulin-like domains 3 (gene lrig3). The transcript has 15 exons. NCBI's taxonomy places the organism in Eukaryota, Metazoa, Chordata, Actinopteri, Lampriformes, Lampridae. The record is from RefSeq and is a predicted model, not a curated record. Gene Ontology annotation, molecular function: protein binding. The annotation marks the transcript as partial.
GCGUGUGGUUCUGACGGUGGAGGUGUGUGUUCUGACGGUGGAGGUGUGUUCUGACGGUGGAGGUGUGGUUCUGACGGUGGAGGUGUCUGUUCUGACGGUGGAGGUGUGUGUUCUGACGGUGGAGGUGUGUGUUCUGACGGUGAAGGUGUGUGUUCUGACGGUGGAGGUGUGUGGUUCUGACGGUGAGGUGUGUGUUCUGACGGUGGAGGUGUGUGUUCUGACGGUGGAGGCGUGUGUUCUGACGGUGGAGGUGUGUGUUCUGACGGUGGAGGCGUGUGUUCUGACGGUGGAGGUGUUGUGGGACCUGAGCAGGAACCGUGUGCGGAGGGUGGAGGGCCUGACGUUCCACGGGCUACACGCCCUGCGCUCCCUGAAGAUGCAGAGGAACGGCAUCAGCCGCCUGAUGGACGGCGCCUUCUGGGGCCUCGGCAACAUGGAAACGCUGCAGCUGGAGUACAACAACCUGACGGAGGUUAGUAAGGGCUGGCUGUACGGCCUGCUGACUCUGCAGCAGCUCCACCUGGGACACAAUUCCAUCAGCAGGAUCCGAGCCGACGCCUGGGAGUUCUGCCAGAAGCUCAGCCAGCUGGACCUCUCCUCCAACCAUUUGUCCAGACUGGAGGAAUCGAGCUUCGUCGGACUCAGUCUGCUGGAUGAACUUCAUAUCGGAAACAACCGCGUCAGCUUCAUCGCUGACGGGGCUUUCCGUGGCCUCUCCCACUUACAGACGCUGGACCUCCAGAACAACGAAAUCUCCUGGACCAUCGAGGACAUGAACGGGCCCUUCUCUGCUCUGGACAAGCUGAAGCAGCUGUUUCUACAAGGGAACCAGAUCCGCUCGGUUACCAAGAAGUCCUUCUCCGGCCUCGACACGCUGACGCACCUAGACCUGGGCAACAAUGCGAUCAUGUCGAUCCAGGGGAAUGCCUUCUCGCAGAUGAAGAAGCUGGAGGAGCUGCACCUGAAUACCUCCAGCCUCCUGUGCGACUGCCAGAUUAAGUGGCUGUCUCCGUGGGUGGUGGAACAAGCCUUCCUGCCCUAUGUCAAUGCCAGCUGCGCCCAUCCCCAGAUGCUCAAGGGCAAGAGUGUGUUCGCCGUCAGCCAAGAGGAGUUUGUGUGUGAUGACUUCCCGAAGCCCCAGAUCACGGUGCAGCCGGAGACCCAGUCGGCCAUCAAGGGCACCAACGUCACGUUCAUCUGCACGGCCGCCAGCUCCAGCGACUCCCCCAUGACCUUUGCGUGGAAGAAGGACAACGAGGUUCUGAACGACGCGGAGGUCCACAACCAGGCUCACCUGCGGGCCCCCGGCGGCACCGGAGGCGAGACGGAGGUGACGGAGUACACCACCACGCUGCAGCUACGCGACGUGGAGUUCUCCAGCGAGGGCCGCUACCAGUGUGUCAUCUCCAACCACUUCGGCUCCUCCUACUCCACCAAGGCCAAGCUCACCGUCAACAUGCUCCCCUCCUUCACCAAGAUGCCCAUGGACCUCAGCAUCCGCGCUGGAGCCAAUGCCAGACUGGAGUGCGCGGCGGUGGGCCACCCUUCGCCACAGAUCGCCUGGCAGAAGGACGGCGGAACCGACUUCCCCGCCGCCCGGGAGCGCCGCAUGCACGUCAUGCCCGAGGACGACGUCUUCUUCAUCGUGGACGUCAAGACGGAGGACAUCGGCGUUUACAGCUGCACCGCCCAGAACACAGCCGGCGCCAUCUCCGCCAACGCUACGCUAACCGUUCUGGAAACACCCUCCUUCCUGCGACCCCUCGUGGACCGCACUGUGGCCAAAGGUGAGACCGCCGUCCUCCAGUGCAUCGCCGGCGGCAGCCCCCCGCCGCGGCUCAACUGGACCAAGGACGACAGCCCCCUGGUGGUGACGGAGCGCCACUUUUUCGCCGCCGCUAACCAGUUGCUCAUCAUUGUGGACGCGGCCGAGGGCGAUGCAGGGAAGUACACGUGCGAGAUGUCCAACACACUGGGAACGGAGAGGGGGAAUGUGCGCCUGGCCGUGCUGCCCAACCCCAACUGCGACUCCGGCGUGCCGGGGGUCGGGGGCGUCGGCAUGUCAGGCGCGGCGGGGUCGGACGAGGACGGCUGGACCACGGUGGGCAUCGUGAUCAUCGCGGUGGUGUGCUGCGUGGUCGGCACCUCGCUGGUGUGGGUGGUGAUCAUCUACCACACACGGCGACGCAACGAAGACUGCAGCGUCACCAACACAGAUGAGACCAACCUUCCCGCCGACAUCCCGAGCUACCUGUCCUCCCAAGGAACUCUGGCCGACAGACAGGAUGGCUACAUCCCGUCUGAGAGUGGGAGCAGCCACCAGUACAUGGCCUCAUCGAUGAGCGGCUUCUACCUGCAGCAUAGAGACAUGAACGGUUUGUGUCAGCUGGACACAGGAAGUGAAGCAGAUAUGGAGGCAGCCAUUGACCCUCUGCUCUGCCAUUACCAAGGUCCCAUCGGCUCGCUGCUCCGCAGAGACGUGUUCCCCGCCGAGCCGUCUGAAGCGUUCACAGGCUGUGCUUUCGACCAAAGGCCCGUCUGUAUCGACUCGUACAGCGGCAGUCUGACCCGCUCGAAAAUGAGGGACCUCUACCAACAUGGCGGGGGGACGCUGAGCGACCCCUUCGACCACUGCGCCUCCACUUUCCUGAUGCAGCUCCCCAACGCCAGCCUCCACCAAGCUCCUCCGCAGCAGCACGGCGACCGACCGCCGUCCAUGUACGAGGGAGACGCCGGCGACUAUGGCCGACCACACGAGAGGCUCUCGCCCUCCAGCACCUUCAUGGGAACCUUUGGGAAGGCACCCUGGAAGCCCCAGACGGAGCCGUCCUCGGGUCCUCGGGCCUCGCCUCCGGCGUCUCACAGCGGGCAGAACCAGCCGGAGAGCCCCUACAUGGCCCUGGACCCCGACUCAGACCAGGAAGGGAGCCGGCAGUACGCGGAACCCAGGUCGGAGCAGAGCGCCGGUGUUUAUGAACAGCCCUACGACACCAGCAGGACUGAUGCUGUCCACCAGGGCAGGAUGAACACAUAGCCGAACUUUUUGUCUUUAUUAUUUUCAUGAAGAGAAUCGACCAAAACAAACAAAUAAAAAUAUUCUACCUCAGCGAAGUGACACUUUAGCGGAAAAGGAAUUUAAAAAAGGACUCUGCAAAUGUGCAACGAGUGAAUGUAUAGGACGGCAUGUUGUCCGUACCGAGCGGCAAAAGGAGAAUAUUCCCGGCAAAGACUGUUCCUACAGGACACAACUUCAGUUAAAGAACAAUGACGGAGAAUAUAUAUAUAUAUGAAUACAUUUUAUACAAAGUCUAUUAUAUUUUGUAAAUUAAUGGUGUACAAACAGAUUCCAUUAUUUUUGCUUACCGUCCCUUAAGUGUUUUGUGCCAUACCGCCCUGCCUGUUCAGUUAUCCCCGCCUGAGCGUUUAAUUUGUUUUCUGUUGUUUCGCUUUUGCAAGAGGCAACUUUUUUGCACGUAGCCAAACCUAAUAAAAACACCUUCAUAUGUGCUGCUUAACACUGGAGUACUGUGAGCCCGGAGUGUUUUCACCGCGUUCAUCACAUGGAGGAAUGAGUCUACAGCCACCGAGGACGCGGAGCCUGGGUUGUUUUUUUUUUGUUUUUUUGCUCUUAUAGGGAAAGCGAGCGAGAGAGGGAUGAUGGAAAACACCGGCUUUCCGCAGCAGAACCACAGACCGCCAAGGACGUUAUGUGCCUGUCGUCAGCCCCCCCACGAUGAGAGAGAGCGAGUA